UGUGUGUGUGUGCGCGCGGAGCCGAGGGUCUAAACAGAUCGAUCACAGAGCAAAGCUCACACACAAACACAGACAGACUCAGGCUUUUUAGACCAGUGUCAGAAAAAUCCUGAUCCGAAGAAGCUGUAAAGAGUCAUCAGGAUCAGUUCUGUAUUAGACAUUUGAUCUGGACUUUUACUGAAUAAAACGCACAGAAAAAUCAUGUCAACAUACGACACGAGUGACACGGCGGUGCACCGCAGCAGAGGACGGACUGAAGAGAACGGCUCCAUCAGGCAGCAUGAUAAUCACUCAGAUACGAGCGAUAUAACACUGAGAAGGGAAGACAUGGAGAGGAUGAAAGCGGAGCUGCUCCGCCGCGUCCAAUCACGUCUGACCGAGCUCCUGGAGCGAGCACUCUCAGACUCCAUCCAGUCGCUCUACAGAAACACACACACACACCCGGAUCACACACACACCCGCGACAGGCACAAACUGGAUCAGGGGAAGGUGUUUGUGGCCCGAUGCUCUCUGCUGGAUGAGUUAUUUGAGAUCAGUCACAUCAGGACCAUCUACCACAUGUUUAUUGCUGCUCUCCUCCUCUUCAUCAUCAGCACUUUAGCAGUGGACUACAUCGACCAGGGCAGGCUGGUUCUGGACCUGGAUCUGUUCUAUUACGCGUUCGGUCAGCUGGGGACGGUGGUCUGGGCCUGGACGCUCAUGUUCUUAUACACUCUUCUCGGCCCGUAUCACGUCCUGAGCGUCUGGGCUUCACUGAAUGACGGCGGCGGCUGGAGGACUCGUGUGUCUGCGUUGACGGCGCUAACGCUGUGUGUGGCGCAGACGAGCAUGCUGGGAAUCUUUCCCGUGUACGUGGUCCUGCGUUAUCAGCUGCCGCCCGCUUCACGAUUCAUCAUCAUACUAGAACAGAUCAGACUGGUGAUGAAGAGCUACUCGUUCAUCCGUGAAACCACGCCGGCCGUUCUCAGGAGCGCGCGGCGGACGGGUGACGCCGAUAAACAGCAGCCUCACACGAGUGGAGUCAAACCCCGAGAGCCCCUGAGAUACCCGUCUCUCUCCAGCUACCUGUACUUCUUGUUCUGCCCGACUCUGAUCUACCGGGAGGUUUAUCCGCGAAACCCGUGCGUCAGAUGGAAUUAUGUCGGCAUGAACUUUCUGAAGAUCUUGGCCAGUCUGUUCUACCUGUACUUCAUCCUGCAGCGCCUGUGCAUCCCUGUGUUCAGGAACAAGAGCAACCAGCCGUUCAGCACACGCACGUUCAUCCUGGCGCUCUUCCACGCCGCUUUUCCAGGGAUGCUUAUUUUAAUGUUGGGUUUCUACGCCUUCCUGCACUGCUGGCUGAACGCCUUCGCCGAGAUGCUGCGCUUCGCCGACCGGAUGUUUUACAAAGACUGGUGGAACUCGACGUCUUUCGCUAAUUACUAUCGCACGUGGAACAUCGUGGUACACGACUGGCUUUAUCACUACAGCUACAGAGACUUCCUCUGGCUGACGGGACACAAGCUCCGAUCGGUCGCCACGCUCUCCGUUUUUGCCAUUUCUGCGUUAGUUCACGAGUACGCCUUCACCCUGGGCUUCGGGUUCUUCUACCCGGUCAUGUUCUGCACGUUCGCCGGCAUCGGAGUGGUGUUCAACUUCGCCAUGAACGACAAGAGGAAGAGUCCGGUGUGGAACAUCAUCAUGUGGACGUGUCUGUUCAUCGGUCAGGGCGUGCAUGUGUGUCUGUACUGUGUGGAGUGGUACGCUCAGAUCCAGUGCCCUCGCAGCGGGACGAGUUUCUGGGAGCUGGUGACGCCGAGAUCAUGGACAUGCUACCAGUGACCUCUCUGAACACACUUCUUACUUUAAUUGAAUGUUGAUUUUAACUGUGUGUGUGUGUGCGUUUGUAUACAUACAUAAACACACACACACAUAUACAUACAUAUAUACACACACACACACACAUAUAUAUAUAUAUAUAUAUAUAUAUACA
This is a messenger RNA of Puntigrus tetrazona (Sumatra barb), 1972 nucleotides long. It is a transcript of the gene soat2, whose product is annotated as sterol O-acyltransferase 2. The transcript is spliced from 15 exons. Gene Ontology annotation, biological process: cholesterol metabolic process; cholesterol efflux. NCBI's taxonomy places the organism in Eukaryota, Metazoa, Chordata, Actinopteri, Cypriniformes, Cyprinidae. Gene Ontology annotation, molecular function: cholesterol O-acyltransferase activity; fatty-acyl-CoA binding; cholesterol binding. Gene Ontology annotation, cellular component: endoplasmic reticulum membrane. The coding region runs from base 202 to 1821 and encodes 539 amino acids. The record is from RefSeq and is a predicted model, not a curated record.